Molecule: messenger RNA, 794 nt
Organism: Bipolaris maydis ATCC 48331
Lineage: Eukaryota; Fungi; Ascomycota; Dothideomycetes; Pleosporales; Pleosporaceae
Product: 60S ribosomal protein uL22
Biological process (GO): cytoplasmic translation
Cellular component (GO): ribosome; cytosolic large ribosomal subunit
Molecular function (GO): structural constituent of ribosome
Source: RefSeq, a predicted model, not a curated record
CACUAACACCCACAGCACAAAUCGACAAAAUGGUUCGCUACGGAGCAACCUCCAUUGACGGCGCAAAGUCUGCCCGCGCCCGCGGCAGCUACCUCCGCGUUUCCUUCAAGAACACCCGCGAGACCGCUCAGGCCGUCAACGGCUGGAAGCUCGAGCGCGCCCUUACCUACCUCGGAAAUGUCCUGGAGCACAAGGAGGCCGUUCCCAUGAGGCGGUACGCAGGCAGCACUGGACGCACUGCUCAGGGCAAGGCUUUCGGUGUUUCCAAGGCCCGCUGGCCCGUCAAGUCCGCCGAGAUCCUCAUCGGUCUCCUCAAGAACGCUGAGGCCAACGCCGACACCAAGGGCCUCGACACCAGCAACCUGAUCAUCAAGCACAUCCAGGUCAACCAGGCUCCUAAGCAGCGAAGGCGCACUUACCGUGCUCACGGUCGUAUCAACCCAUACAUGUCCAACCCCUCCCACAUCGAGCUUAUCCUCACCGAAGGUGCCGAGGUCGUCCAGAAGGGUCCCCAGACUCUCGAGCGCCGCUUGAACUCCAGGCAGCGUGGCCGUGCUGUCCGCAAGGCCAUCACCGCCUCUGAGGAAUAGAGGAAACAAGGGUGGUGAUGUUGCGGCGAAGAAAACGGUCAAGGCAUGGGCACGGUUUGGAGUCAAAUGAGCGAUGAAUCUUUAGGGUCUUUCACACUCAUCAUGUAUGCAUGAUAUGGCACUUCGAUUUCUACGGUGUCUGGUCCAUGAAAUAAAUAGGGCCAAGGCCUGGUUCACACAAACAUCGAUACCGUAUGCGCCUAU